AUGACCAAAUCUAAGAAAAACCAGGUUGUUGAAUUGAAUUUUGACAAUUUGGAGAAACUUGACCACUUGAAGCCAGUGCCCAAGUCCAGAUCAUCUUCCAUCACCUCCAUCGAGUCAGAUGAUGGUUCCAUCUCUGAGAUGUUAAAACCUCCUCCAAGAAAGGACUUUGACGAUAUUGUUGCAUUUGAGUCGUAUAUUAGAGACGAGACAUGGGAUAACGAUUUCGACUACUGCCAUGCGCACUUAGCCUACUACCCACCAUUCAUUUUGAAGGAAGUGCACGAUAAUUUGGAUAAGAUUAAGCCAACCAUGAACAAGAACUCGCGCAAAUUUAGAAGAAACUUGCAGCACCAUAUCAAGCGCCACUUGAUGAAGGAGAUGCAGUUGUGUUCGGGUUUCGAAAUGGAUUUCGGCAAAGCUGUAGUGGAGGAGACUCCAAAGUCCAUUACCUGGAAGUUUGAGGAUGCCGGACUCCACGGCUUCUCUGAGGAGGAAGAGGACUUGUUUGAUAGACACUGGAAGUUGGAGUUGCAAGUUAAGUGCAAUAAUGAGAACCCAUUGGUUGAGGUUGACUACAGGGCCAUUCCUCUCUAG
This is a messenger RNA of Sungouiella intermedia, 594 nucleotides long. Lineage: Eukaryota; Fungi; Ascomycota; Pichiomycetes; Serinales; Metschnikowiaceae. The record is from the annotation of a GenBank genome assembly.